This is a messenger RNA of Anopheles darlingi, 480 nucleotides long. RefSeq lists its product as uncharacterized. Bases 127 to 450 code for a protein of 107 amino acids. The record is from RefSeq and is a predicted model, not a curated record. The transcript is spliced from 2 exons. Lineage: Eukaryota; Metazoa; Arthropoda; Insecta; Diptera; Culicidae.
CACCAAACGACGCAGUUUCAAACCACCAACCACCAGUGAUCAGUAGCAGCCCGAACGUCGUCAGUGCUGUGCUCGUUGUGCUCUCUAGUGGAAGUGUUCCGUGGCCACUUUGGCUUUCCCUGUUUUAUGCAACGAUACGACUUCAAAAUGCAUACCAAGUUUAAUCUCACGGUGAUUGGAUUGUUGUUCCUUGCGAUCUCGCUACUGGCCAGUUGUGCAGCAGCACCACAUCCAAUCGACGCUGACCAGAUGGAAGAGAUGGAACUGCUAGGGCUGGUCGGUUGCAAUAAUGCCGUCACGGUAACCGCGCUUCCACUGCCCGGCUUUACAGUAACCCCCGAACCGGCUGGCCGUGCAGUGAAACCCACCGACGUCACCGCACAGUCCUCGGAAAGUGAAUCAAACGAAUCGGACAACCACUUAAAACAACAAACUGUGAUUGACCAAUAAAGACGAAAGUGUUGAAUUUAUUUCGCUCGC